This is a messenger RNA of Chelonia mydas (Green sea turtle), 8021 nucleotides long. RefSeq names its product PMS1 homolog 1, mismatch repair system component (gene PMS1). Gene Ontology annotation, molecular function: mismatched DNA binding; ATP hydrolysis activity; ATP binding. NCBI's taxonomy places the organism in Eukaryota, Metazoa, Chordata, Testudines, Cheloniidae. Gene Ontology annotation, biological process: mismatch repair. The coding region runs from base 104 to 2758 and encodes 884 amino acids. The record is from RefSeq and is a predicted model, not a curated record. The transcript has 13 exons. Gene Ontology annotation, cellular component: MutLalpha complex.
CGAUCCCCCCUGGGGCCCUGCGCGCCGCAGAGCGCUGCGGAGCCGGGACGCGGGAGCUGGGCUCGGCGGGAGCGGCAGCUCCUCUGAUUCUAAAAGCCCAGGGAUGAAGCAGUUGCCAGCUGAAACUGUCCGGCUCCUUUCAAGUUCUCAAGUGAUCACAUCAGUUGUUAGUGUAGUGAAGGAGCUGAUAGAGAAUUCCUUGGAUGCCAAUGCCACAAGCAUUGAUGUUAAACUGGAGAAUUAUGGGUUUGAUAAAAUAGAGGUGCGAGACAAUGGUGAUGGCAUCAAAGCUGCUGAUGUUCCAGUUAUGGCAGUUAAGCAUUAUACCUCAAAAAUAAGCUGUCCGGAGGAUCUUGAAAGCUUGACAACCUAUGGCUUUCGUGGUGAAGCCUUGGGAUCAAUUUGCUGCAUAUCUGAGGUUUUGAUCACAACAAAGACAGCUGCUGAUGAUUUUAGCACUCAGUACAUCUUGGAUAGCAGUGGGCAUGUAACUUCUCAGAAGCCUUCUCAUCUUGGGCAAGGUACAACUGUAGCUGCACUGAAGCUGUUUAAGAAUCUUCCUGUAAGAAAACAGUUUUACUCAACAGUUAAAAAAUGUAAGGAGGAAUUAAAAAAAAUCCAAGAUCUUUUGAUGGCGUAUGGCAUCAUAAAGCCAGAACUACGGAUAAUCUUUACACAUAACAAGGCAGUUAUUUGGCAAAAGACCAGGGUGUCAGAUCACAAAAUGUCCUUUAUGUCAGUUCUGGGAACUGCCGUUAUGGGCAGCAUGGUACCUUUUCAACAUCGCUGUGAAGAUCCUGAGGUAUUUCUGUCUGGAUUUCUUCCAAAACCUGAAUCAGACAAUUCUUUGACAAGUCUUUCAAGUUCAGAAAGGAGUUUCAUCUAUAUAAACAGUCGGCCAGUACAUCAAAAGGAAAUAUUAAAGCUGGUUCGACAGUACUAUAAUCUGAAGUCACAUAAAGAUUCUUCUCGUUCGUACCCUGUUUUCUUUAUUCAUAUUACUGUACCUGCCUCCGCUGUGGAUGUUAAUUUAACACCUGAUAAAACUCAAGUUUUACUUCAUAAUAAGGAAUCUGUCUUAUCCGCUGUUGAAAAUGUAUUGACAUCGCUGUAUGGGCUACUACCUGGUACAGUUUCUUGUGAAACUAAUAAAACAGAUGUUACCUCAGUGGACAUGGUUGUUAAUGAAACAGAACAAACAGAUGUGCUUGUUAAUAAAAUGGAACCAUUUGGGAAUAGUGAUCCACAUGCACAUACUUCAUCCUUUUCAUUCAGUAAUGAUGUGCAAAAUGGGCAAGCAGGAAAAAACACCGAGGUCUGCUUAAAUCAUCAAAGAUUUUCUAGUGAUAAUACUCAUGGUCUCCUCAAUAGAAAAGAAAUGUCUGGCACUGACGUGACUGUGAGUGAUAUAUCUCAAGACAGUUCCAUAAAUAAUUUAUCAUGUGAGGACAGCCAGAAUGGAUAUAGUGUAACAUUAACCCUAGAUGGCAGUACUCACAUGGACACUCAAUCUAAAAACAGAAGUGAGCAUCCUUUAAGAGCCGGUCACACUAAUGAAAUGGAAAAAAAUGAGGCAAAUACAGUCCCUGAGUAUGUAUCUGAAAUCUCUGCUGAUAAUUGGAGCAAGGGGAAUGCACUUAAAAAUCCUACAGGAGAGAACCUGGAACCUGUAAAGAUUUUGAUACCUGAAGUAGGAGGAAUAACAAAUCAUAAGGCAAAUGAAAAUACUGGUGAACAAGAUCAUGAUCAGCAGAGUGCAAAUCAAAGUAUAAAAAAACCGAAUGUAAUUAAUGAUAAAGCAGGACAUAUCAUGGCCUAUGAUUUAAUUAGUAAUCAAAUAAUCCGGAAACCCAUGUCAGCAGUUGCCCUGUUCAACCAAGAAUAUCGUUCUAGAUUAUUAACUGAUAAUCCAAAGGCCAACAUGGAGGACUUGAUGCUGAAAAUUGAAGGACUAUGGGAGAAACUGAGCAGAGAGGAGAGAAAGAAGUAUGAAGAAAAAGCCAUGAAAGACCUGGAACGAUACAACAACCAAACCAAGAAAGCUGUGGAGCAGAGAAUACAGAGAUCAACAAAAGAGACAGAAAAAAGAUACAAGCCCAAACUGAAGACUUCUCUCUCUGACCAGCAGAAACUUGACAAACUUUUUCAGUCUCAAAUUGAAAAGAAACACAGCCAUAACCAAGCUAUGAAAAUUGUACAGGUGCCCUUUUCUAUGAGUUCUUUCAAACGUCAACUUCAAAGACUUGAGAAGAGAAAUUUUGAUAAACACGAGUCUUGCCUGAUCUGUCACCUGAGUUUUCCUGAUGCAUGGAUAACUGCUUCUGAAAAAAAAAUCAUGUUGCUAAAUCCGUAUAGAGUGGAAGAAGCCCUACUUUAUAAGAAACUACUGGAGCAACACAAACUUCCUAUAGAGAAACUGGACAAGCCAAUUGUAUUAACUGACAGUUUGUUCAGCGGAUCUCAUUAUAUGGAUUCUCUCUACAAUAUGCCAAAGGAUUGCCAAAAAUUAAAUGGAUCAAUUUACUUGUCAGAUCCAAGGCUUAUAGCAAAUGGUUUUAGGAUAAAACUAAUACCAGGAUAUUCAGCUACAGAAAACCAGCUGGAAAUAGAAGGAAUGGCUAAUUGUCUGCCAUACUAUGGUAUAUCAGAUUUAAAAGAAAUUCUGAAUGCUGUGAUAAACAAAAAUGCAAAGGAAGUAUAUGAGUGUAGACCUCUCAAAGUGAUAAACUACUUGGAGUUCAGGGUUUUGGAGAACUGACAGGAACGGAUGGGGAAGUGGACAAGCCUGCCUUCCAUUAUUCCUUGUCAUCUUUCAAAUCUGCCAAAUGGCCCACAAGCUAUCAAGCAACCAGCCUACUUUCUUCAUCAAGUGGUGUCCCUGUGGGUGCUCCACUUCAGGUGUCGGUGCAUCCUGGUACCGUUGAUUGGAGAUCUUCAGUAGCAGUGCCCAGUCAGAAUGUGCAUGUGCAGUUGGUGUCUCACAGCUUCGUUGGAAUGUUUUUGGCGCACGCGCAUUCCAACCCCCUCAGUUCAUUCUCUGCCGUCCUUGGCUGAAGAUGGAACUUGGGGCAGUGCUGAACCUCUUCCUCUAUUUUGAGAGAAAAUUAGUUUUAGUUAGAUAAAACCUCCCCAGUUACUACUCUACCUUUAGACAGUUGCAUAGAGCUCAUUAAAAAACAAAACAAAACCAAGUUUUUCUUAACCCCUCUUCCCCCUUUGGGAGUGACACACUAUCUGGUGCCACCAUGGGGCCACCGGCACCAGCCAAGACCAAAGACAAACUGCUUAAACCAACAGCUUCUGACUCUAAAUCCUUGGUGCCGCACACUCCAGCACAGACGCAAUUUCUAAUGCAUCAAGACAUCUCAGUGGAUUCUCCUCUACUCAGUACCGAGGGCUCACCCUUGAUCCAGCCACCCUCUCCUACUGAACGCUCCGUCUUCACAGACAGUGAUGGCAAUGACCACGGAGACGCAGUUUUUCUCCACCCAACUUUCCUCCACCACAACAAAGACCACCUCACAGGAACGUGCAUCACAACAACCAACCCCACUUCCCAUGGUUUGCUCCACCAAGGAUGGGACCUCAACUACCAUGCCCCAUGCAAUGGGCACUUUGGACCCAUGGGCACCCUAUAAGGCCCACUAUUCCUGCACCUCCUCACCCCAUAGAGCGCAGAUCCGUUCUCCAUCUAGAUCCCCAAUGCCAUCCCUGUGAAGAGCCCGGACCUGACAUGGAGUUGCCCAAACACAGCUCCUCUUCUUUGCCUAAUGAAGCCAUCAUGCCACCCCCACCAACUAUGGCAGAUGACUUCAAGCAAUUUCAGGAAUUAUUGAAGAGGGUUGCAAUCAGCCAGGACAUUCCAGUGGAGGAGGUACAGGAGAAUCAACAUAAGCUCUUGAAGAUUCUCAAAGAUUGCACUCCCCAUAAACGAUGCCAAAGUAGAACCGGUUGACACUAUCUGGCAGACACCAGCCUCCGUCCCGCCAACAUGUAAAAAGGCUGACCGGAAAUAUUAUGUCCCAGCUAAGGGCGUGGACUUUUUAUUCUCACACCCACAGCCCAACUCCCUUGUGUUUGAAGCGGCUAACCAUAGGGCUAAACAACCUCAUUACCGGUCCACACCCCAAGAAAAAGACUUCAAACACUUUGACCUCUUAGGUCGCAAGGUUUACACAUCCUCUACUCUCCAAUUUAGAAUUGCCAACUACACUGCUCUUCUCGCUAGCUAUGACUUUGAUCAUUACAACCAACUUUUUGAAUUCACCUCUCACAUCCCAGAGAACUGAAGAGCGGAUUUUAAAUCGGUCCUGGUAGAGGGACAGCUAGUAUCUGGAACGGCGCUUCAGGCAUCUCUGGACAUGGCUGAUAUGGCAGCUCGCACCACAGCUACUGUGGUGGUGAUGCAUAGAGCCUCUUGUCUCUCCUCAUCUGACAAGAGCUACCCUAAAGAGCUACAGACCAAAGUGGAGGAUUUACCCUUCGACAAAGAAACUUUUUUCCUGAAAAACGGAUGAAGUCCUUCACAUGAUGAAAGAUUCCAGAGCCACCCUCCGAACACUAGGGAUCUACACCCCUCCUUCCAAGAGAAAGAGAUACCAGCCUUACCAGAGCAAUACAGCUGCCCACAGUCCAAGUAAUAUGACACUGGGAGGUCCCUCGGCAGGCCUAACAGAGGUCGAACAACCCAGUCAAAACAACCUAUGUCCCACCAGUCGAGCAACAAACCGCAAUUUUGAAGUCUUGGUUGAGGGUCUGAGCAACCAGUCCUUACCACCAGCGCCUACUUGCCCUUUUGGCCAUUGCCUCCAACGCUUCUGCCGCACUUGGCGAAACAUCACACAGGAUUGCUGGGUCCUGGAAAUAGUGCAGUCAAGCUAUUCCAUCCCCUUUAUUUCGUGCCCCCCUACCCUUUCCGUCCCUCUUCAGGGACCCCUCUCAUGAAUACCUACUUCAGGAAGAACUCAGCUACUCCUCUUAGGUGCAGUGGAACAAGUUCCAACACAACACACAGGGAAGGGGUUUUACUCCCACCAUUUCUUGACCCAGAAUUAAAGCAGAAGAUGGUCACCCAUUCUAGACCUGCGAUGACACAACAAAUUCGUCCGCUCCCAGUCACGUUGGGAACGAUAAUACCAGUGCUGGAACAAGGGGACUGGUUCUCAGCUCCCGACUUCAAGAUGCAUACUUCCAUAUCUCAAUACACCCAACACACAGACGAUUCCUACGGUUCAUAGUGGGACACGACCACUUCCAAUACAGAGUGCUCCCAUUUGGUCUCUCCACCACACCGCGGGUGUUUUCCAAGACACUCACAGUGGUAGCAGCCCACCUGCGCAAACAAGAGAUCAUAUUUUUCCCAUACCUGGACGACUGCCUCAUCAAGGGCCGAUCAUACGAAGAAACGCAAAUGGCCACACUGUCGACCAUCGCUCUUUUCCAAAGGCUCGGACUGCAAAUAAACUGUGAUGCCUACACAGCAAAUAGAAUUCAUUGGGGCUUACCUGGACUCAACCCUCGCCAGAGCCUUCCUCCCGCAGGCCAAGUUCCUCACUAUCAGACACCUUAUACACACGGUGUCCAUCUGUCCAGGGGUCGAAGCCAGAACGUGUCUGCAAUUUCUGGGCUAUAUGACAGCUGCCAUGUUCGUGGUGAAACAUGCCAGGCUACACAUGAGGUGCUUACAGUUUCUUUAAGCACAAGAUCACGAUGCAGCCCCACCCUAAAUUUCUGCCAAAGGUGGUGUCCUCUUUCCACCUUAACCAGACAAUACACCUCCCCACGUUGUACCCCAAACCCCACAGAAAGCGGCACUUCAUACCCUUGAUGUAGAAAGGCGAUUGCCUUCUACUUGGACAGAACAAAAUCAUUUCAUAAAGCGCCUAGACUCUUCAUAUCUACUGCAGAAUGCUCCAAAGGAGCUGCUAUUUCGAAACAGCAGCUCUUCAAGUGGAUCUCUGACUGUAUUAGGUCCUGCUACCAGAUCCACGACAUUGAACAUCCUGACGGCAUCAGAACUCAUUCCACUCGAGCUAUGUCAACAUCGGUAGCGUUCUUACACAACGUACCCAUUAUUUACAUAUGCAAAGCUGCUGCAUGGUCAUCAGACCAUACGUUUGCCAAACACUACGGCAGCAUACAAGUUGCCAGAGCAGUCACUGUCAUAGGUCAUACAGUACUGGCUGCCACUGCCAAACCCACAACUCCAAAGUCCCCCCCAACCAUAGUAGGUACUGCUGUACAUUCACCUGAAGUGGAUCACCCACACGGACACCACUUGAAGAAGAAAAGAAGGUUACUCACCCUGUGCAGUAACUGAGGUUCUUCGAGAUGUGUGUCCCUGGGCGUGCUCCACUACCCACCGCCCCUCCCCUCUUCUUUGGAGUUAGACUUAAAGGACUCCAUGGUGGAGAAGGAACUGAGGGAGUCGGAAUGCGCACGCGCCAAGAAGACUCCAAUGCCUCCACGAGACACCAACUGCGCACGCUCGUCCUAACUGGGCACUGCUACAGAAGAUCUCCCAUCAACGGCGCCAGGACGCACCAACACCUGAAGUGGAGCACCCACAGGGACACCACUUGAAGAACCUCAGUUACUGCACAGGGUAAGUAACCUUCUUUUCUUACGCUGGAUUUGGGCCUGUAUGGCUAGUUUUUUAAGACAAGAUGAAUCCGUUCAUCAAGAGAUUAUCUAUCUGAAACGGAGGAGAGCAGAUAAGGGCAUUUGUUGGACCUGUGAACAUUUCUGUAACAAGGAAAGAUAUUGCACAGCAAUAACAGCAGUAGGCACGUAGAGAGACUAAACGGGAGACAUAAGGCCUGCAAUAAUUUUAAAAAAUCAAUUAAAAAAAAUUGAUGUGGGCUUGAGGCCAGCUUGGUGGCCUAAUGGCAGUACACUGCCAAAUAGGCAGUUCAAGCUUUGUCUUUGAACUCUACAUUUGAGCAGGAUGCUCUUUGCCUUUCUCUCCAGCUUGGUGGCCUAAUAGCAGUACACUGCCAAGUAGGCAGUUCAAGCUUUGUCUUUGAACUGUACAUUUGAGCUGGACGCUCUUUGCCUUUCUCUCCAGUGAUCCUCGUUUGGCAGCUCCAAGGGGCAGUAUUGACUACUAGUUCCAGAAGGAGUUACAUUCAGACCUCCUGGCUGGAGGGAAAUCCACAAUGAUGCAGGACCUUUCAGGCUGGGAGAAAAAGGGACAGCAUCCCUGGACUGUGGGAGGGAAUGAAGUAGCUCAAGCUUAAAAAUUCCUGAACUCAUGUUCAGUUUUGUACAUUGUGAAGGAAGGCAGCAGGCAAGUGGUGAGGAAUACUGGCUAAGUAAUAUGAUUAAAAUACCAACUCAGCAAUGCCACUUUAAAGAGACCUUAAGGUUUUGUAUUUUGUCAGCUUUCAAUGAAAUCAAUAAAUUAAGGGAACUAAAAAGAUCAAAAGGUGCUCAGCAUCUUGCAAGACUGGACCCUAAAAGAGAGUACAAACAUGACCAACAGAUUGGCAAUACAAGUUAAUUUCCAAAAAGAAAAGGAGUACUUGUGGCACCUUAGAGACUAACAAAUUUAUCUGAGCAUAAGCUUUUGUGAACUACAGCUCACUUCAUCGGCAACCGAUGAAGUGAGCUGUAGCUCACAAAAGCUUAUGCUCAAAUAAAUUUGUUAGUCUCUACAGUGCCACAAGUACUCCUUUUCUUUUUGAGGAUACAGACUAACACGGCUGCUACUCUGAAACAAGUUAAUUUGAUGCUAUUCUUUCUCAUUGUGAUUUGACCUGAUACCUUGCUUAGUACCUUGAAAUGUCUUGUAAGACUUUUGCUUAGAGUUGUAGUUUGGAUGCUGGGUUUGAAUAUACUGGUAAUAAGAAAUAGAAUUUACCACUAGGAAAGAGAAAAAUGGAAUAUAUUACUACUGCCUGUUGAGUUUAUUGAAGCCACAUGUUAAUCUGAUACAAGGUAGCACUAUAAAAUUUAUGGGGGGGUUUCCUCUCCACAGGGAGAAGCAGUGCGUAUGUCUCGGCAGCUACCCUUGUAUAUGU